Lates calcarifer (barramundi perch) is the source of this 4194-nucleotide messenger RNA. It is a transcript of the gene scyl1, whose product is annotated as SCY1-like, kinase-like 1. Lineage: Eukaryota; Metazoa; Chordata; Actinopteri; Centropomidae. Gene Ontology annotation, biological process: protein phosphorylation. Bases 102 to 2708 code for a protein of 868 amino acids. The record is from RefSeq and is a predicted model, not a curated record. The transcript is spliced from 18 exons. Gene Ontology annotation, molecular function: protein kinase activity; ATP binding.
GCCAUUUCACAUCCGUGCCGUUUGUAAGCUAGCCUCUCCCAGCAGUCUGUUUACUUCUUCUGUCGCCGUGUGUGUUUGAUGAGGUGUGGAGGAAAGAGGAGAUGUGGUCCUUUUUCGCCAGGGAUCCUGUCAAAGACUUCGCUUAUGAAAUUCUCCCAGACACCCAAGAAAAGUCUGGAAUAUGGACUCUACACCGGGGGAAGCGAAAGACCAGUGGAGAGCCAGUGUCUGUGUUUGUGUACGAGGUAGCACAGGGCACAGAGCAGCAGACCCAGCUGGCCAAGGCUGCCUUCAAGCGUAUGAAGACCCUGCGUCACCCCAACAUCCUGGCCUAUGUGGAUGGAUUAGAGACAGAGAAGAGCCUGUACCUGGUUACUGAGCAGGUGACCCCCCUGGCAGUCCACCUGAAGGCCCAGGCAGAGAAGGGCGGUGCGGGGGAACUGGAGAUCUCCUGGGGACUGCACCAGAUAGUGAAAGCUGUGAGUUUCCUGGUCAACGACUGCCACCUGCUCCACAACAACUUGGGUGUAUGGGCCGUUUUUGUGGAUCGAGCCGGAGAGUGGAAGCUAGGGGCCCUAGACCAUGUGGCCCCUGAGCAAGGCGACCCAAGUGGGAUCGCACUCCCUACCCCAAAGGCUGUUUACCCAGACAUGGAAAAAUAUGACCCACCAGAGAUGUCCAACAGCAGUGGCGAGAAAUGGGCAGGGGAGGUGUGGCGACUAGGCUGCCUGAUCUGGGAAGUGUUCAACGGACCACUACCUCGCACUUCCUCCCUUCGUUCACUGGGAAAGAUCCCCAAGGCCCUGGUCCCUCAUUACUGUGAACUGGUUGGGGCCAAUCCACGGGCACGGCCCAACCCAGCUCGCUUUCUCCAGAACUGUAGAGCCCCCGGUGGAUUCCUCAGCAACAGCUUUGUGGAGAGCAACCUUUUCCUGGAGGAGAUACAGAUCAAGGAGCCAGCCGAGAAGCAGCAGUUCUUCCAGGAUCUGAGCGACAAUCUGGACUCUUUCCCUGAAGACUUCUGUAAACACAAGGUUCUGCCUCAGCUGCUCACCGCCUUCGAGUUUGGCAACGCAGGCGCUGUCGUCCUCACACCGCUCUUCAAGGUUGGGAAAUUUCUUUCAGCAGAAGAAUAUCAACAGAAAAUCAUCCCAGUCAUCGUGAAGAUGUUUUCCUCCACAGACCGAGCCAUGAGGAUACGACUGUUACAGCAGAUGGAGCAGUUCAUUCAGUAUCUGAAUGAGGCAGCUGUCAACUCCCAAAUUUUUCCUCACGUUGUUCACGGCUUCACAGACACUAACCCUGCCAUCAGAGAACAGACUGUUAAGUCUAUGUUGCUACUGGCUCCCAAACUGAAUGAGACCAACCUGAACCAAGAGCUCAUGCGUCACUUUGCCCGGCUGCAGGCCAGAGACGAACAAGGCCCAAUCCGGUGCAACACCACCGUCUGCCUGGGCAAGAUCGCUUCCUACCUCAACGCCGGGACUCGACAGCGUGUUCUAAUCUCUGCCUUCUCAAGAGCCACUAAAGAUCCCUUCCCAGCUUCACGCUCUGCGGGCGUGCUGGGCUUCGCCGCCACACAUAACUACUACAGCAUAACAGAGAUCGCUGCCCGCAUCCUCCCCACCCUGUGUGCCAUUACUGUUGACCCCGAUAAGAGUGUCAGGGACCAGGCAUUCAAAGCCAUCAAGAGUUUCCUCUCCAAACUGGAGACUGUGUCAGAAGACCCGACCAAGCUGGCUGAUAUAGAAAAGGAUGUAGCAUCAUGCGCUCAGCCUGCAGGUGCCUCUUCCGGCUGGGCCGGCUGGGCCGUGACCGGCAUGUCCUCGCUAACUUCUAAGCUGAUCCGCAAUGCUCCAGGGACAGAAGGGGGUGCAGCAGCUGAGGCCAGCGGGCCCACCACCACCACCACUGGUGCCACCGAUGCAGCACCUGCACCUGCACCUGCACCUGGUUCUGAAGAUAAAACUCCACAAGCCUCUCUGAGUCACCACGCUGCCUCUAGUCGUGCCAACCAAUCACAGAGUCUUGAAGUAACAGACAAUGAUGAUGAGGCAGUAGGAGACCGCUGGGAUGACGAGGAGGACUGGGGCAGUUUGGAGGAGCCAGAGAAAGCUCACACAGAGCCUGAUGACUGGAACAGUGACUGGUCGGGAAUGGCAUCAUCCAAAAAGGCCAGUGACAGAGGAGAGGGCCGAUCAUCCUCCUCCAUGACAGUGAAAAAGCAGAGCUCUGACUGGAGCAGCUCAGGCUGGGACGCUGACGACAGUUGGUCCAACGAGAAGGAAGGCCAGGGUCAGAGCUCCGCGGGCGAGGAGGGCUGGGGCAAUGACUGGGGGGAGGAGGAGACGGACACAACCCUGACCAAUAAGACGCUCCCCCUGCCCGAAGGGGUGCGGUUAGCCAGCGAGUACAACUGGGACAGCACAUCAAAGGGAGCCAGUCAGAACGACCUGUUCGCCAGCGUGUCCCAGAGGAAUACAGCCAACACUGCUGCCCCCACGGCUGGAGAUGGCUGGGGUGCAGAGGCAACAGGAGACUGGGGAACUGAGGAGAGCUGGGAGUCAGUGGAUGGAAGUCAGGGUCUCAGCAAGGCUGAACUGUCCAAGAAGAAACGGGAGGAGAGGAGGAAAGAGCUGGAGGCGAAACGCGCAGAGCGCAAAGCUGCUAAAGGUCCUCUUAAACUCGGCGCACGUAAACUGGACUGACGAGGACGCAGAGAGAGAGAGAGAGAGAGAUGAGGGUGGGGAUAGAGAGGGAGGAACAUGGCCUGCAGUUGCUGAUCCCAGAGCAGUGGAUGGAGGCUUGACAUUCCACAAGGAAAGGACCAGGAAGAAGUGUUAGCAGUGAAUACUGUGAAAGAGGUUUGUUGGCUGAGCAGAGGAAACUUUUACCUCUGCUGAGUAGAUGACUCUCAGCCUUUAAGGAACUGACAGAUAAGUGAAAAAGCAACAAUUCAGUGCUUUAUGAAUGCAGUGUUGUGGGUGGAAGAGUUAAAACAAAGGAAAACAAAAGCAGAGACAUAAGAGUGGAAAACACAACCCAGAGAGACAUGAAGCAGCACAGAGCAGCAGCAGUUUAAUAAAAUGUCCCACUGUUGUUUUUUUUUUUUCAUAACUCAUAAAGUUACAGUUGUAAAGUAAGUGUAUAUAAAGGUGCAUCUUGUCUUAAAAUGACAUGAAGAAAUAACACUUUUUUUAAAAAGACGAAACGGAAAUAUAUAUAACAGAAUUUCAGAAUCAAAUGUAUUAUUAUACUGAAUGUUUUUCAGUCUGCACACACACACACACACACACACACACAUGGUGGAUAUGAAUGUUUUAGUUCAGCUUUCACUUAAUUACAGAUUUAAGACUUUAAAUCAAUCCAUGCAUGCAUUUGUGUAUUUGUGUGACCUAACAUGCUCCAUGGCAAGAAAUUACAAAUGUGCUGAGUUUACUCUGCAAAUACAACACUGUAUUUUACUGUAGUCAACUGGCCUGACAGGUGAGUCAUUUGACUGAAUCUGUAAAAAUGAGAAACAUGCACUGCAGACACAGAGCAGCUGGACCAUGGAAGUACUGUAUGUUGUCAAAUAGAAGCUGGAAACCUGGUUUCAAGGGAAAAUCAAUUUGUGUGUUUAAAAGCCAUUUCCAAUGUCUCCCAUAGGGUGUAGUGUCGUGGUGGAGGGUUUAUGAAAUCAAAGGGGUUUUAUUCUGAAGUCUUGUCAUACAUUUGUACUUGUAUAAUCCUACAGAUCUCACUCAAACCUGUUGAUCAUUUUAGGAUGUUAAGAUUUACCCUGCAGUAAUUUUAGUCAAUAUUGGUUGUGUUCUGGGUAAAGGAGAAUUUCCUUUUACUCUUUUAUUUGUGCCUUUAUUUAAUUGGAAAUUUUCUCUGAAGAAUCACAUCUAAGAAACCUCAGAUUUCAACUGAAAAUUUCACAAGUGGACCUGAAACCAACAGAUUGUUUGUUUCCAUGUGGUGUUGUUAGGUUUGUUGUUACUUACAAUACAAAAUGCUGUAUGGAUAAGCCAGCUGACACAAUCAACAGCCAUCGCCUUUGGAGCUAAUGUCCUUGUAUGGGGUGGACUGGUCAGGUCAGGUAAGGAGCUAUGCUGCAUUAUUCUGAAGAAGGCUGGAUGCAUUGAUUUACAGAGAAUCCAAAUCAUGUAGCAUGUGAGCUAUUGUUAAAUAAAACAUGCCUCUUCCUUA